AUGCAGGAUCAAAUAAACGACUUGGUUGCAAAAUGGAUGGAAAUCGAUGUUAAUCCGGAAACAAGAAACGAAAUACAAGCUUUAGUGGACCACAAUAAUUAUGAAAAGUUGUAUAAGAAACUUGGUAAACGGAUUCAAUUUGGUACAGCCGGCCUUAGGUCUUCUAUGGAAGCCGGGUUUGCCCAUAUGAAUGAUGUGACCGUGAUGCAAGCGUCGCAAGGGUUAGUUAAUUACCUAAGUGCCAAUCAGUGCAAUCGUUCGAUAGUUGUGGGGUAUGAUCAUCGCCACCAUUCCCAAAGGUUUGCAGAGAUAACUGCAAGCGUGGCCCUAACAAAGGGGUUUACUGUCUACUACUUAGGGAACAUUAAUGUCUUAUCUGACGUAAAUGUGGAGAGCUAUGUUGAACGAGAAUAUGUGCACACUCCAAUGGUACCGUUCACUAUUAACCAAACCGGUGCAGGAGCUGGUGUUAUGGUGACUGCUUCCCAUAACCCUGCAAAUGAUAACGGCUAUAAGGUUUACUAUGGCAAUGGAUGUCAAAUCAUCCCACCUGUAGAUUCCGGUAUAGCCAAGUCAAUUGAUGAGAACUUGAUACCCUGGGACGACGGCGAGGUAUGGAAUGUUAAGCGUAACUUUGAAAAGGGUAUAGCAGAUGGUUUAUUGGUGUCUGUGAAGGUGGAGAUGACCGAGAAGUAUGUUGAUACCAUUGCUAAGAAGUUGAUCAACAAUAAGACCAUCUCAUAUCCAUUUGUGUACACUCCAAUGCAUGGAGUUGGGUUGGAGAUAGUUGAUCGAGUCUUAAAAGAUGUGUUUGAGACUUCGAACAGAAUUCCAGUUGAGGAGCAAAUGGCUCCUAGCCCCGAUUUCCCUACUGUGAGGUUCCCUAACCCGGAAGAAAAAGGAGCUUUAGAUUUGGCCAUUGCUAAAGCCGACGAACUUAACAUCAACGUUGUUGUUGCCAAUGAUCCUGAUGCCGAUAGAUUCAGUGUUGCCGUACGCAAUGAAAGCGGUCAGUUUCAACAGUUGACUGGUAACGAGAUUGGGUUUUUGUUUGCCGUGUACAUCAUUGAAACCAUUCCAGUUGGCGAUCUCUCCCAAGUGUUUCUACUUAAUUCCACUGUGUCUUCACAGAUCUUACGAAGCAUGGCUGAUAUUGAAGGGUUCAACUUUGAAGAUACCUUAACCGGUUUCAAAUGGAUAGGGAACAGAGCACUUCAUUAUAAGAAAGAAGGGUUCACCGUUCCCUUUGCAUACGAGGAAGCCAUAGGUUUCAUGUUCAAUACCGUUGACGAUAAAGAUGGUGUGGCUGCUCUUGCUAUAUGGCUACAGCUUUAUGAGAAAUGGUUUGCCACCACUGGAGCCAACCCUAUCACCAAAUUGCAUCAAGGUUAUGAAAAGUACGGAUGGUACAAGGAAUGUAACGGCUACUACAAGUUUGACGACUUAAGCAAAGCCACCAAAGUGUUUUCUGAUAUCAGAGCGUCGUAUGAACCUUUGAAAUACCCACAACUCAUAGGUUUCUUCAAGGUGACAAGUUGGAGAGACUUGACUGUUGGCUUUGAUUCAACUACCAAAGACACAAUACCUAUUUUGCCCAUAGAUCCAACUUCACAGAUGAUUACUGCUACUUUAACAGACGAGACCACGGGGAACAGUGUUCGUUUCACCUGUAGAGGUUCAGGAACUGAGCCUAAAUUGAAGGUGUACAUCGAAGGCAGUGGAACCAAUGAACAAGAAGCCACUGAGAUUGCUCGUCUGUGUUGGGACACGUUGCGAGAACAUUGGUUUAAGCCUGAAAUCUAUGGGCUCAUUGAAGUUGUAUAG
Molecule: messenger RNA, 1824 nt
Organism: Lizanozyma spartinae
Lineage: Eukaryota; Fungi; Ascomycota; Pichiomycetes; Serinales; Debaryomycetaceae
Gene: PGM3
Product: phosphoribomutase
Exons: 2
Coding region: 1-1824 (607 amino acids)
Biological process (GO): carbohydrate metabolic process; purine ribonucleoside salvage
Molecular function (GO): phosphopentomutase activity; magnesium ion binding
Source: RefSeq, a predicted model, not a curated record